AUGGUUGAAACAAAUAACACGCAUAACACAACACCAUACAAACAAGCAGCCACAUAUAUAAUAGAUAAAGAAGAUUACGUACCUUAUUCACCUGAUCGCCACGGUAUUACUGCAUGGGUAAUUUUCUUAACUAGUGCUUUUUAA
Entrophospora candida is the source of this 144-nucleotide messenger RNA. NCBI's taxonomy places the organism in Eukaryota, Fungi, Glomeromycota, Glomeromycetes, Entrophosporales, Entrophosporaceae. The record is from the annotation of a GenBank genome assembly.